AUGACCUCUAUGUUUUACAAAUUGACUAUAGUCAUACUUGGAUUGACUAUAGUUCCAGUAUCUUCACUUGAAAUCGAUGAUACUGAAAACAAAUUCCUUUCUAAUCCGCAAGGCAGUCUUUUAGAUACAGAGUCGCCUUAUUAUGAUCCCCAUUUUAAUCCAGAAGACGCAAAUUUAUUUUUCCCCAAUACUCCUUCAAUCGGUGUUCCUCUAGAGAAAGUGCACGAUUCUCCAGCAGCUGAGAAUUCAGAAAUGUCCAGAGUUCCUGCACGAAACGCUGAUAAUCAACUAAAAACAAAGGCACCAUUUAGAUCGCCAUUUACAACUAAUGAAGAUUCUGUCAUUAUUCAAUUUCUUCCUGAGCUUAGUGUUGACCGUUUUUUGACUGUAUACCCUUCUCUGAAAUAUAAAAUGCAAGGAAAUGUCUCAAUUGGUGCUUUUAAAGCAGUUUUUGGGAAUUUUGAUCGCCGAUUUGUCCGAUUACUUGCAUAUAGCAACUUGGUUUUGGAUAUAUCUCGAGAUGUCAAUGUGCGAAUUUCCAAUGUGCAAUCCGAUUCUCCACGACACUUGGCUCGUGUUUCGCGUAAUGAAAAGUUGCGGAUUAAUGGUCCACAUGAUUAUCUUUAUGAUCGUUCGGCAGGAAGCGGUGUAGAUGUUUAUGUUUUUGACACGGGCAUAUAUAAGGAACAUCCUAGUUUUGAAAAUCGCACACAGUUUGGAAUAGAUUUUACUGGGGAAGGUGCCGGAGAUCGUAACGGGCAUGGUACAUUUAUUGCUGGAGUAAUUGGAUCGAAUACUCAUGGUGUGGCCAAGAAGGCAAAUUUGAUCGAUAUCAAAGUGAUUGGGGCAAGUGGUAAAGGCAAGCUGUCGCACAUUUUGCUUGGAAUUGAUUAUGUGAUUCGGAGAAAGCAAGCUUCAAACCGACCAGCAGUAAUUAACAUGUCAUUUACAUCUGUCCGCAACAAUAUUUUUAACCGAGCAGUUCAGUCGCUGUUGUCUAUGGACAUUCCUGUCGUUACAGGUGCUGGUAACCAAGAUACGUCGGCAUGCCGCAUGUCGCCAGGAAGCGUACCUGGAGUACUUGUAGUCGGAGCCUUUGAUGAUCGAACAGAAACAGUUGCAACAUUUUCAAACUGGGGACAAUGUGUUGAUGGAUUUGCGCCAGGAGUUGAUGUAGACUCGUUGGAUAGCCGGGGCCCAGGAUUUGUGCAAUUUUCAGGGACAUCAGUGUCAUCGGCAAUUGGGACCGGAUUGGUUGCUUACUUUUUAGGCAUGGGAGACCAAGGCUGGGGAGCUGUUCAUACCAUACUUGCUCUAAGACUUCAUGGACAGCUUACUCCGCAGUCCUUUUUGUUUCGGCCGUCUACACCCAACUUGAUUCUUUACAAUGAUGCUGGUGAGCCGCUGUGGUGA
Messenger RNA from Magnusiomyces paraingens, 1413 nucleotides. RefSeq lists its product as uncharacterized. Gene Ontology annotation, molecular function: serine-type endopeptidase activity. The transcript has 3 exons. Bases 1 to 1413 code for a protein of 470 amino acids. Gene Ontology annotation, biological process: proteolysis. The record is from RefSeq and is a predicted model, not a curated record. NCBI's taxonomy places the organism in Eukaryota, Fungi, Ascomycota, Dipodascomycetes, Dipodascales, Dipodascaceae.